This is a messenger RNA of Gigantopelta aegis, 2071 nucleotides long. Its product is annotated as G-patch domain and KOW motifs-containing protein-like. Gene Ontology annotation, cellular component: spliceosomal complex. Bases 76 to 1836 code for a protein of 586 amino acids. Gene Ontology annotation, molecular function: nucleic acid binding. Lineage: Eukaryota; Metazoa; Mollusca; Gastropoda; Neomphalida; Peltospiridae. Gene Ontology annotation, biological process: mRNA splicing, via spliceosome. The transcript has a single exon. The record is from RefSeq and is a predicted model, not a curated record.
UUCGUCUUUUUUGCGUUUUCUAUUUGUAAUAGACGAAAUAUUACGUUGUUUCAUCAAAUUCAAAUCGAUGCUGCGAUGGAAGAAGAAAUAAAGAAGAGAAAUGCAGUUUCCUUUGGGUUUACAAAGAGACUCGAAUCAAAAAAAUUGGAAAAAUCUGUCGUUGGUGAGACAAGUAAUAUUCUGAAUGAAGAUUCUGAACAAACUGAUUUUGUGACGUCUUUGGAAGGAAAGAAAAUAAACAGUACUAUACCAAAACAAGAAGUUAAAAAAGAAUUUAUUAUUCCUUUGAUAAACGAAAACAGAUGGAGGUAUGAACAAAAUGGGGAAAAGGGUACUGAUCUGCAAAGUAAAGCUGUUCAAGAAAUUUUAGAGACUGCUGCUCAGCAGAAUCAGGAAUGGGAAGAUCGCGAUAAGCCGGAUCCAAAUUUAACUGUUCCACUAUUGAUGCGAAACAAAGUACCGAAUGGUUUUGAAAUGGAUGACAACUUAAAUGUAUCCUUGCGUCCAGACGAACCCAUGGAGGUCAAUUAUGAAUCAAUACCAAUUGAGCAGUUUGGGUUUGCAAUGUUGCGAGGAAUGGGAUGGAAAGAAGGAGAAGGUCUUGGCAAGGACAAAAGUGUUAUUGAUCCUGUGAAUGCAGUACUGAGACCAAAAGGUUUGGGAUUGGGAGCUGACAAAAGACAGCAUGCAAAAAAUGAAAUAAAAGGAUGUGAUGAGAAUAACGAGGAAUCUUUAACAUAUAAGAAGGGAGCAUUUUGUGUACUUACCAAAGGGCCUCAAAAAGACUUUUAUGGUAUUAUAGAAGGAAUUGAUGAGGAUAAUGCCAGGGUGAUGGUAAAACUUGCGUUAAGUGGGCACACUGCAACACUUUCUCAGUAUGGUAUUCAACUAGUUGGACAAAAGGAAUAUGAGAAAUAUUCAAAGUAUUUGAAUAAAUCAAAAGUAGAAAAAUAUAAACAGGAGAAUGAAUGUAAACUUAAAUCCACUUCAAGUCACAGAAGUAAGAAUUAUAAUGACAGUGAUGACAUUGAGAAUGUGAAUGGAAAUUCAGAUGACGAAGCUCGUACCAGAAAGAGAAAAUCGAAUCAUGACGAAAGAAAUUCUCAUGGUCAUUCUUCAAAACAUGACAAACACAGAUCUAAGCAUUCAAAGAAGUCCAAAAAAUACCAUCAUGAUGAUCAUCAUGAAAGUGACAGUUCCAGACCUUCAAGAUAUGGAACAGAAUCUGAUUCGGAGAAAAGAAGAAAACACAGAAGGGACCAAAAGUAUACCACAUCUUCUGAUGAACAUGAUUCAAGAAAUAGCAAACAGUUAAAAAAAGAAAGGAGUCAGAAACAUAGUUCUGAAAUCAGAGGUAAUGAAUUUGGAACAUCAUCGCCUUCAAGUAAAGAUGACAAAUGUCAAGCCAUCAGUGCCCAACAAGAGCUGGUUAGUGCCAGAAAUAAAAUUUGGAUGUGCCCAAAUAUGAAAGUUCGAAUCGUAGACAAACAUUUUAAAAAUGGUAAAUAUUUUAAAUCGAAAGUUGUGAUCAUUGAUGUUAUAAGCAAAAACAAUUGUAUCUGUAAAACUGAAGGUGGACAGAUACUGGAAAAUCUAUCUCAGGACCACCUGGAAACUGUUAUUCCAAGAGAGACUGGUGACCAAAGAGCGAUUGUCAUGUUGACUGCCACAUCACAGAAAGGAAGAAUAGGCGAGAUCAUCAGUCGGAACAAGACCAAAAGUCAACUUGUUGUUAGAUUACUUUGCUCUGGAUAUGAAGAUGAAAAUAUUGUAACGCUAGAUAGUUACGACCAUGCUUGCGAGUUUGUUGGAUUGCUGGAAGAUGAACUUCAUUAAAUGAUGCAAUUUGAAACACCCUGACAACAUUAAUGUAUAUAAAUUAGGCAGCUAUUUGUGUACAUGUUCUUGUGUACUGAUAAUAACAAUUUCCAUAUAUGUAUUGUUGGUACCUUUAAUACAUUUAACAUAUGUUUACUAUUAUCUGGUACCCAAUAUCAAUUAGCAUGUAUACUUCUCAAAUUCAAAAACAUUGUAAAAUUAGAAUGGUCACAUAAAGAAGUCAUAAGCAGGU